UGACCACACCCACCACCGGAAACCAAAAUCAACCAACUUAAAUUGAUAUCCCGACCUAGUAGCUUAUUCGAUUUUAGACGCUUUUUUUGGGUUAUUUUACUCUGUGCGAUACUGCCUGGUUAAGAGAUUUAAUGGGCAGAUUUUACGUGGAGUCGUAGCCAUUUUGGAUCACUUCACAUUCCGAUUUUGGAUAGGAGUAAAAUAUUUUUUGACAACAAUUUUGUACAAUUCGUAGAAAUGCAGUAAAAAUUGACAAAAUUCGAAAUUAUGAUUGGCAAUUAAAACUAGGAAUGGGUGAAUGUUUGGAGAAGUUGGAAUCGUCUUAAUUGGAAAAGCAAACAUUUAUUCUGGUAGGUUCGGUGAGGUUCUUACAUAAGUGGAUGACGUAAUUCAUUUUCUGAUAACCAUUCCAGAUACCAGAGAAAUGUAAAAAAUAUAUCCAUAUUUAUUGUGUACGAUCUGCUAUGUAAAGAAAUACACGUUUAUUGCAGUUGGUAGUUAAAUAACUGAAAAUGGCGACAUCUUUAAGACACAACGCUUGCACAAACCUCAGGGAUCUAGUCUACGAGAGCUGCAUUGGUCAUGGCUCAUUCGGACCUGUCCUUAAAGCUAUCGAUCCAUCGAAAAAGAAUUUUGUAAGUGCUGCAAAGUUUAUUUUCCUACCAGCAAGCUGUGCGGAAGAUGACCGUAAAUUUGAUGGAACUGUAAGAGGAGAAAUUAAAAGGCUGUUCUGCCUACGACGUCACCGAAACGUGGUUCAGGUCCUACAGGUGCAUGCAGAUAGAUUUGGAUUAUCAGUUUUGGAUAGAAUACUCCCAGACUCAAUUUUGCAUCAAGAGCAGAUUAUAAAAGACAAAUAUACUUCGAUGAUAAGGUGUGAGACGGAACAACAAAUACGCGUGAUUUUUAUUCAGAUGGAACUUUGCGGAGAAAACUUAAGAUCCUGGUUAAAUGAAGAACAUGACAUUCGCAACCAAGAUGUCCAGCACACUCAACUUGUGAUUAUACAAAAUCUGGUAUCCGGUUUAAAACACUUGCAUGAGAAUAAAAUUCUACACCGAGACCUUAAGCCGGAAAAUGUGAUGUUUUCCAAGCAAGGCUUCAUCCUCCCGGUUAGAAUUGGAGACUAUGGCCCGACUAGGAUCCUAAAAUCUAUGAAUUGGAAGACAGGUCGUCAUACAAGUCGAGUUGGCACGUCAGAACAUAUGGCGCCAGAGUCUAAUAUCAAGCCGGCCCAAUGCCAUGAUCUAUAUUCUCUGGGAUUGGUCAUCUGGGAAGUUGCUCAAUUAAUCAGAUUCAAUGAGAGGACCGAUAUGUUUUCUGGGUUGGUAAACGGAAAGAAGGAGACUUUAGUCAGGGAACAUCCUACCAUUGAAGGAGCGCGACCUCUUAUCAUAGCCCUGACAAAAAAAGAAGUUACCGAAAGAUUACAAAAUAUUCGACAUGUUUUUAGUAUCACGUACAGCUGGAAAUUUGCCCAUUUUUCAAAGUGCAUUACAGAUUUUGAACUAGAGACAUGGCAGGGAGACGCACUACUUGCAUCGGGAUUUCACCGGCUGCUGAACGUAGCAAGGAAGUACGUCGUCAAAAACGCUUGGGAGUUAAGAGAUUGCUUGAAAAAUGUCACUACUGAUUGCACCAUCACAUUGAAAACGGGCGAGUACCAAGGGGACUUUACAUUAAGGGGUGACAAUAUCACAAUCACUGGAGAAGAAGAUGAGGCAGGAGAUUGUCCAUGUAUAGCAUUUAAGGGUCGACUGCUAGUUAUUGGUAGCGAUAAUAAUAUUUGCAUGUUAGACGGAAAUCAAAUAUCUGAUAUAUCGAUAGAUGGCGAUCGGAACCAUAUUAACUAUGUGCGCAUUUUGAACAAUAAUGCAAAUUUCCGAAUGUAUAUAAAGGGCAACACAAACGUUAUAGAAAAUAUUGAAGUUGAAAGUUGUAAUAAUUUCUUAUUGGAAAUUGAAGGGUAUCAGAAUAUUUUUGAUGGAUUCUUCAUUGAUUCAGGUGUACUAGCUAGUAUAAUAAUGUUUAAAAAGUCAGAAAAAAAUAUAUUAUCAAACAUUAACAUCCUAGAUUCAGGGUAUUCAAUUGUUUGUCAGGGCCAAAAUAAUAGAUUUUUGAACGUAACUGUUGAACUCGACACAAUUAAGCCAGCCUCAUUUAUUCUAAGUUCGCCAUACAAUAUAAUUGAUAAUUUUAACUGCUUACCUAAGGAACGAGGAAAAAUUGAAGUGGGGUCCGAUAAUUCGAGUGUGUUGCAUUCCUCGUGCGAGAAUAUUAUGGUGAAUGGAAAAAAUGUAAAUUUGACAGAUGUAGAUGCGAAUGCGUUACAGUUAGGAAAGAUGCUUCAAACGUCAGUCUAUUCAGAAGUAGAGCUGGACUGCUGAAAAUGCAUUCAAACGCAGGGUACGACGACCAAUGCAGUUUUUCUCGCGUCUAUAAUACACCGAAUCCUGAGAUAUAUACUACGCCUUCGUCCAGUCUGGGCGCUGAUACGUUGAAGCCUGGUAAGCCAGAUACGGAGAAGUUAGAGUCUGCUAUGUCGCGCGCCCAUUUAGAAGGAAAGUAUGAAAAAAAGAUAGAGGAGAUUGCACCCGCUUCAGGAGCAAUGACGAACCAAAUUUAUCCUAUGCUAACAGUUAGGAAACCACUGAAGGCGGACGAUGAUGCAUCUUCCAAGACACGAAUAUUGCAAAAGGACAAAUUUGCUGCAAAAAAUUUACCAUCUCUUCCACUUGAAGAUAAAAUGCACGUCACAGAUGAGGAGGACUCCAAGCUCUGCUCGAUUUGCAUGGAGGAUCGGAUAAAUAUGGCGUUCCAGUGUGGGCAUACCUGCUGUGCGAAAUGUUCCGGGGGAUUGAAAAAUUGUCAUUUUUGCAGGGAAGUGAUUACGCAUAGGAUAAAAAUCUUUAUAUAGGAUAAAUUCCUUCCUUAAAUUAGAUCCAACUUAUUCGCUUAAUUAUGUGCGAUAUAUCUACACACAAUUUUACAUUAUAUGUAGAUAAUAUAUUGAUACUAGGCGAUUUAAUGGUGCCCGUGGCACCCCGUUAAUUUCUACUAUGAAAUUUCAUCGUAUAAAUCAAAGACGUUAAAUCAAACCCAUCAAAUUGUGCGUCAAUAACAAAAACUGAAGUUUAACACUAAAACCGUCAAGAGUAAGAUACACUUACAUAUCUUUAUACAUUAGAACCAAGAACUAACAGACAAUGAAUCACUUAAAGAUUUCUCUGAAUACAACAUUUCUGGUAAACUGACGAUUAUCACGAAUCAGAUUUCCUUGUUGUGCAUUUCUAUGAAUAAAAACUUUCACUUGAUUGUGAUUCCUACUUCUUGAUAGGGCAACCUGUCCAUGUGAGUGCGGUCAAUCUCGGCCUACGAUCUGGCGAGUGUUUAGCAGUUUAGCAGACACAGGCGACAUGUUUUGAAGGCGGCCCUGACACGCGGACGCAGACGCGGACCCAUAUGGUCCGCGUCUGCGUCCGCCUCAUAGGGCAGCCUCAAUUGUCUAGCGAGUGUGUAGCAAACACAAGCCACAUGUUUUGAAGGCAGCCCUGACACGCGGAUGCAGACGCGGACCAUAUGGGUCCGCGUCUGCGUUCGCCUCAUAGGGCAGCCUCAAUUGUCUAGCGAGUGUGUAGAAAACACAGGCCACAUGUUUUGAAGGCGGCCCUGACACGCGGAUGCAGACGCGGACCAUAUGGGUCCGCGUCUGCGUCCGCCUCAUAGGGCAGCCUCAAUUGUCUAGCGAGUGUGUAGCAAACACAGGCCACAUGUUUUGAAGGCGGCCCUGACACGCCUCAUAGGGCAGCCACAGCCUAGCGAGUCGUGCAUACACCAGCCAGAUAUGGGGGACGUAGUAUAUGAGUAUCCCAUUUUGCUAUCCCAGCAAUGUAAAAUAGAACAUGGCAGGGAUUAGCGUUCCGGACAGACCAAGCUGGGUAAAUAUAUAAGUUAAUAGUUAUAUAUAGUAAUUAUAUAAAUGAUUUAAGAUAAGAUAGAGGAUGAUAAUUGUAUGCUGUAGCCGGCCAGGUGACGAUAUAAUUAGUAUGUAUGUAUGUAAAAAAAGCGUGUUAUUAUACAUAACAUUUAUGACAUUAACUAUAUUUUAAAAACCACAAUUUUGAAAAUUUCCGAGAGGCAAAAUCAUAAUUUCUGAGCUAAUAUAUUGCACGAAAAUUUAGAUUUAGAUGCCGCGGAACAUAUGUUAGUCUGGGGAUAAUUCGCUCUAGAAAUUUCGUAACCUACAAUUAAGGCUGUGACUCCCCCUCAUCAGCCCCCUCUGUAAAUACCUGUAAAUUCUAAAAUGCAAAAAAUAAUAAUUAGUCGAAUUGUUAGAAUCACUACCCUAGCAGCACAAACCCGUGAAAUACCCGUGAAAAACACGAAUCAUCCACCCCGAGAUCUCGUGAUUAACACGUGUAGAAUUGGUGUAAAAGCCGGUUUAUUUUGGGGGUCUUUGUCGCCGUUUUGGUGGGUUAAACUGGGGGUAUAAAUCGUGUUAUACACGUGUCGCAGGCAAAGAAAACUCGUGUAUAACUCGUGUUAAUCACGUUUAAAUCUCGUGUAUAAAUUCCAUAAACACGUGUUUUAUGCGAAAUAAAUGCCCCCAAAAUUACCCAAUUUCACUCGUACAAAGGUGGACUACAUUUAAUUUUAUUGGUUAAAUAAAAAACCACAUUACAAUCUCAAAAAUUUCAAGUAAAAUUAACCCUCCUCGUUGGUAAACUCGGCUCCACCGUCAGCAACAUCUCUAUAUUGCAAAAAUCAUAUGUAAUUAUGCCAACCAUUAAAUUAAAUAUAAUAAGGUUGAAUUUA
Molecule: messenger RNA, 4815 nt
Organism: Folsomia candida
Lineage: Eukaryota; Metazoa; Arthropoda; Collembola; Entomobryomorpha; Isotomidae
Exons: 4
Coding region: 513-2387 (624 amino acids)
Biological process (GO): protein phosphorylation
Molecular function (GO): ATP binding; protein kinase activity
Source: RefSeq, a predicted model, not a curated record